Molecule: messenger RNA, 312 nt
Organism: Purpureocillium takamizusanense
Lineage: Eukaryota; Fungi; Ascomycota; Sordariomycetes; Hypocreales; Ophiocordycipitaceae
Exons: 1
Coding region: 1-312 (103 amino acids)
Source: RefSeq, a predicted model, not a curated record
AUGGGGGUCUCGCCCCAGUCAGCGCAGACCAUCGCCACCCUAAGGCAACAGGCAACCGAGCUGCAACUGCAAAAAGCAGCGCUACGGAGGACGCUUCGGCAAAGCCAAGAGCAAGCCGCCAAGCUCCAGAAGCAAAUCGCCGCGUACAAGCGAUACAUAGAGAAACAGGACGAGGGCCUGGCAUUGGUGAUCAGCAGCAUUUGCUCCUCCUUUGAGAACUACCGCGAGACCGUAGUAGAAGCAACCCGGCAGGCCACGGUUGGGGUGGAGGAUGAGGGACUCUACGGGGAAAACGGCGGUCGUGAGUCUUAG